CUUGAAGCAUUUAUUCCACUGGGAUAUUGAAGGGAAGUGGAGCGGGCACGGUGUGUACAGGCAUCUCUUCAUCCACCUCCAGCCCCUUAGCUGCAGCCACCAUGGCUGGGAUUGUACAUGGCGUCUUGUUUUGUGGCCUCUUUGGAUUUUGUUGGGCAGUGACGGGAUCUAGGAUUUACCCAGCCAGUGAAGUUACCCUGCUGGAUUCCAGGUCAGUGCAAGGAGAGCUUGACUGGAUAGCAAGUCCUUUGGAAGGAGGGUGGGAAGAAGUGAGUAUCAUGGAUGAAAAGAAUACACCUAUACGAACUUAUCAAGUCUGCAAUGUGAUGGAAUCAAGCCAAAACAAUUGGUUACGGACUGAUUGGAUUCCCCGAAGUGGAGCUCAGAGAGUGUAUGUUGAAAUUAAAUUUACCUUAAGGGACUGCAACAGCUUGCCUGGGGUAAUGGGUACCUGCAAAGAGACUUUUAAUCUUUACUAUUACGAGUCCAACAAUGACAAAGAGCGUUUUAUUCGUGAGACCCAGUAUGUAAAAAUUGAUACCAUUGCAGCCGAUGAGAGCUUCACCCAGGUUGAUAUUGGGGACCGUAUUAUGAAGUUGAACACUGAGGUUAGAGAUGUUGGGCCCCUCAGUAAGAAGGGCUUCUACUUGGCCUUCCAGGAUGUAGGAGCAUGCAUUGCCCUUGUGUCUGUCCGAGUGUUCUACAAGAAGUGCCCAUUGACUGUAAGAAACUUGGCACAAUUCCCUGACACCAUUACAGGUUCAGACACUUCUUCCUUGGUGGAAGUCCGAGGCUCUUGCGUAGACAACUCAGAAGAGAAAGAUGUGCCUAAAAUGUAUUGUGGUGCUGAUGGAGAGUGGCUGGUGCCUAUUGGGAACUGCUUGUGUAACACUGGGUUUGAGGAGCGCAAUGGAGGAUGCCAAGCCUGUAAAGUUGGACACUACAAAGCCCUCUCAACAGAUGCCACUUGCUCCAAGUGUCCCCCCCACAGUUAUGCGCUCCGGGAAGGCUCGACAUCCUGCACCUGUGACCGUGGCUAUUUUCGGGCUGACACUGACCCAGCUUCUAUGCCUUGCACUAAACCCCCAUCUGCUCCUCAGAACCUAAUUUCAAAUGUAAAUGAGACAUCUGUGAAUUUGGAGUGGAGUUCUCCGCAGAAUUCUGGUGGAAGACCUGAUGUCUCCUACAAUUUGGUCUGUAAAAGGUGCGGCUCUGAUCUGACUCGCUGUCGGCCUUGUGGCAGUGGAGUGCACUAUAGUCCCCAGCAAAAUGGCCUGAAAACUACCAAAGUGUCCAUCACUGACCUGCAAGCCCAUACCAACUACACAUUUGAGGUCUGGUCCAUUAAUGGUGUCUCCAAGCAGAACCCUGGACAAGAUCAGGCCGUGUCAGUUACUGUGACCACCAACCAAGCUGCUCCAUCAACUGUAACCCAGAUACAGCCAAAAGACAUCACCAGGCACAGCGUGUCUUUGACUUGGCCAGAGCCUGAGCGAGCCAAUGGCGUCAUACUGGAAUACGAAGUCAAGUAUUAUGAAAAGGACCAGAAUGAGCGUAGCUACCGCAUUGUUAAGACAACCUCGCGGAGUGCAGACAUCAAAGGUCUCAAUCCCCUUACGGCCUAUGUGUUCCAUGUCCGUGCUCGAACUGCUGCAGGAUAUGGGGAGUUUAGUGGACCCUUUGAGUUCACCACUAAUACAGUGCCAUCCCCUAUGAUUGGAGAAGGAGCCAGCCCCACUGUGCUUUUGGUGUCCGUUGCUGGAAGUAUUGUCCUUGUGGUCAUUCUCAUUGCUGCUUUUGUCAUCAGCAGAAGGCGGAGUAAAUACAGUAAAGCCAAGCAAGAAGCAGAUGAGGAAAAACAUUUAAACCAAGGAGUGAAGACGUAUGUGGACCCAUUUACUUAUGAAGAUCCUAACCAGGCAGUCCGUGAAUUUGCAAAGGAAAUCGAUGCCUCUUGUAUUAAGAUCGAAAAAGUCAUUGGAGUAGGUGAAUUUGGUGAAGUUUGUAGUGGGCGUCUGAAGGUCCCCGGAAAGAGAGAGAUUUAUGUUGCAAUAAAGACUUUGAAAGCUGGUUACACUGAUAAGCAGAGGAGAGACUUUCUAAGUGAGGCCAGCAUCAUGGGUCAGUUUGACCAUCCCAACAUCAUCCACCUUGAAGGUGUUGUCACCAAAUGCAAGCCAGUGAUGAUAAUUACCGAGUACAUGGAGAACGGAUCCUUGGAUGCAUUCCUUCGAAAGAAUGACGGGCGGUUUACGGUGAUACAGCUUGUGGGAAUACUGCGUGGCAUUGGGUCUGGAAUGAAAUACCUCUCAGAUAUGAGUUAUGUACAUCGGGACCUAGCUGCUCGUAAUAUCCUUGUGAACAGCAAUCUAGUCUGUAAGGUCUCUGACUUCGGCAUGUCUCGAGUGCUGGAAGAUGACCCUGAAGCAGCCUACACAACCAGGGGUGGCAAGAUCCCGAUCCGAUGGACAGCACCAGAAGCUAUUGCGUACAGGAAAUUCACCUCUGCCAGCGAUGUCUGGAGCUAUGGCAUUGUCAUGUGGGAAGUCAUGUCUUAUGGAGAGAGGCCCUACUGGGAUAUGUCCAAUCAAGACGUUAUUAAAGCAAUCGAGGAAGGAUACAGGCUGCCCCCACCAAUGGACUGCCCUAUCGCACUGCAUCAGCUCAUGUUGGACUGCUGGCAGAAGGAGCGUAGUGACCGACCAAAGUUUGGGCAAAUAGUCAGCAUGCUGGAUAAGCUCAUCAGGAACCCAAACAGUUUGAAAAGGACUGGUCUGGACAAUUCAAGCAGAACAAAUACGACUCUGCUGGACCCCAGCUCGCCUGAAUGGUCCCAGGUGGCUUCUGUGCUUGAUUGGCUGCAGGCCAUCAAAAUGGAAAGAUACAAAGAUAACUUCACAGCGGCCGGAUACACCAGCUUGGAAGCAGUCGUGCAUGUAAAUCAAGAUGACCUGACCAGGAUUGGCAUUAGUUCCCCUUCACACCAGAACAAGAUUCUGAGCAGUGUUCAGGGAAUGAGGACCCAGAUGCAGCAAAUUCAAGGCAGGAUGGUUCCUGUUUGAAGCUGCAGGAUGCCAAGGGGGGGAAUGUACUCAGAACUCUUGAAUACAAAAUUAGUUUACCUCAUCCAUGCACUUUAAUUGAAGAACUGCACUUUUUUUACAUUAUCCUCACCCCAUGGGACAAGGACUUUGCAGAAGUAUUUGGGGAUAAGCCGAAACUCAUUUAACUUGGAACACAUUUUUGGAAGAUCGUUUGAAACUUGGUGAAGUGUUUUUGUUUAUGCGAUUUACAAGACUUUAAUCUUCUUCUCAUGGAUUAUUUUACUUGUAUCAUGGAUAUGUCUAAGCAAUCAGAAAAAACAAGAAAAAAAAGGAAACCUUCACCAGUGUGGCGAAGUGAACCAUCUUGUGAUCUGCUGUUAAAGAGACAGAGCAUUCUUGUGGGGAAGGAGGCAGACGUCCUAUCUAUCUAUGAUUGGUUGAUCCUGGAAACUGUCUGUGCUCACUGGCUGGCUGACAGAUUAUUAUUGGAUAGUGCCUGAACUCCUUGUAAAUGAAAGAUUAUAUAUUUGCCUGUGCUUGUGCUGCUAAUGAAUAUCCAAUGUCAAAGAAGGAUAAUAAGGGAUUCUCAUUUGUCUUUCUUCAUCAACCCAUGAGAAACUGGAGCAAGAAGUCAUCAGAGAUCAGAGCCAUUUAUUUUUAGGAACUUCAGAGACGGGUCAGCGGAAUGUCACAGUAGAAUGUUAAAACACCAAUGUUGCUUCUCCAGCAAGAACAUGGAUUUUCUCCAGCACCACAAGAUUCUGCAGGUCUUCCUCUCCAUUUCAUGUCAUGCCUUAUGACUUCCCGAAUGAGUCCAUGUUGUCUACAGCAGUCUUGGUCCAGGAUAAACAAAAUAAUGCAUUGCCUGCAGUAAACCCUUGUUGGGUAUCAUCAAAGAGAAUAAUCAUUUUAAAAAGGGAAUAAUGGCACUUCAGAUCCACAUCCAAACUAGGAUUUUCGUUUUUGUGUUGUGAACUGUGCUUUGCUACAAAGACGUGAAACACUAGUAGCUAUUGCCUGGGACAGAACUAAAUGCCAAAUAACCUUAAUAAGGGACUGAGCAAGUAACGGGCAAGGGACUUUUUUUACGUUUUGGUGUGCCCAUAGAAGAGCAGCGAUGAUGCACUACCAUUGGGGCCAUCCAAUCCUCUCUUGGUUGAGGCCUCUGUAAUAUAACAUUAUAAAAGACUUUCCUUUCACAAUAAGAAAUAUGCAAUUUCACAAGAGAAAAGCAUCUUUACUGGUCAUAGUGACAACCAUAAAGAGUUACCAAAUUAGCAUAUUUAUAUCUAUAAAUUCACUUUCCCAAAAUGUGUUUUUGUACUCAAUGCCCACUUUGAAUUCAGAUUCUUAGAGUUGCAGGAGGGUAACAAUAAAGGGUUAUUUGGAUACACUUGGAACACACGGCAUAAUCCUUAUGUUAGUUUGGAGAGAAAUGUCAGAGCUUAAUGCUACAGUUUCUCUGUGGGUUUUUAGCUUCUCUGUAGAGCUCCUAAAACCAAUGAUGCUAGGACUGUUAUCAGCAAUGAGGGUAAUAAAAGGCUUGUGGUAGCCAUCUGGGUCUUCAGUAGGAAAAGGAAAGUUUUGCAUUUCACAAAUAAGAUCAGGUUUCUUCCAUGCUGUAAAUGUAUAAGAUAUACAGAAGGCACCCAACAUAUGGGGAAACAAUGACAUUUUCUCAAGAAUAAUUAAAUAAAUUGCUCAUACAAUAAACUGCCUUUUGGCAUUGUAUCUGAAAGUUCUUCUAACCCUCAUAAAGUUAUCAGACAUACCCAGCAUUAAAGGGCCAACAUUUGUCAACAGCAUUUGGUCCAACACAUACUGCAGUUCUCCAAACCGUUGAUGGUAGGAUGAUCUGACUGCUUUGGAAAACUGAUGUGGACCAGCCAUUUACAUCAGUAGGAACAUGGACUGGUGGUUGAGAAGAAGACCUAGUUCAGAAACUGUAGCCCCAUAAUGCUUUCUUUGUUACUGCCAAAAAAAGAAAAAGAUUGCAAAUGUAUCCCCAGCAAUAUGUGAAGCCUAAUGGGAGUCAUUAACACUUUUGUACUGGCCCCUUUAGCAUCAAAAAAAGACAUCAUUCAUGCGAUUGGUCUUUAACAGUAUUUUUCUUCCUUGUUUUUAACCCCAGUGAACCUUAACUAGAGAAUUAAAUCAAAAGGGAAAUUUAUAUUUUUUAUGUCACUGCAAAAGAUGAGUAUUAAUUUAGCUUCUACUAAAAUAAGACGUCACAGAGCAUUCUAAUUGGUUCACGUAUUGGUUAAAAAUAUGUAUGUUUGCAGUCCUUUAUUAUUUUGUUUCCCCCCCCCCCCACUUUGUUUUUGCUGGAGGGAAGAGUAACUGGUUCCUCUUCCCUUGUUGUUAGGUACGCAUAACUUAUCUCGUUUAUUUAUGGUCUUUUUAUACCUAGUUUGUAAAAUUGUAAAAUAGAAAAGUUAAUGCAAAUGUUUGCAUUCCGGAGAAAAUAUUAAUAAUGAAAAAAAAAUUUACAAAAAUAAAGUAGUUAAAUAUAA
Molecule: messenger RNA, 5557 nt
Organism: Xenopus laevis (African clawed frog)
Lineage: Eukaryota; Metazoa; Chordata; Amphibia; Anura; Pipidae
Gene: epha4.S
Product: EPH receptor A4 S homeolog
Exons: 18
Coding region: 102-3062 (986 amino acids)
Biological process (GO): axon guidance; cell surface receptor protein tyrosine kinase signaling pathway; ephrin receptor signaling pathway
Cellular component (GO): plasma membrane; early endosome; dendrite
Molecular function (GO): protein kinase activity; ATP binding; protein tyrosine kinase activity
Source: RefSeq, a predicted model, not a curated record